UGUAUUUCGAAAAGUGAGGGUUCGUGUUUUAUUGUCCAUUUUUAUAAAAAUGAUUUAACUUAGAUAUACUUGAAAGGUAAUACGAAAACCUUAUAAAAAGUUUUAAAUCAAACUUAAUUUUGCUUCAGAAAGCUAAUUUUAAAAUCGAGGGCAGUGGAAGCAGAUCGACAAAUGCAUGUUUUCAGAAUCAAAAUACCGUGUUCUUGAGCAACUUCAGUCUGAUCCUUUGGCUUCUGACUUAUUAUGGAGUUUAUUCUGUGCAGCAGUGGAGAGUUAUCGCCAUGAUAGUAUCUUAAGGCCUUUCCCUUCAGCUUUUCUGGAUGAGAGAACAAGAGAAAAAGAUGUUGAACACCUGCGCACAGUUGUUUCAAGCAUACCAUCAUUUCAAGAACUAAUUGUUAAUGACAAUAUUCAGAAAACUCUGCCAUCCGAGUCAUGGGACCUCUUACAUUGGGUGUUACAAACCAGUUCUUUUCGUCUUUGUUCAGUUAAUAGUACAGAUAAGUUUCAGAAUAUCAAGCAGUUGACUCAUCAAGUAAUGUCUGCCUCAGCUCCUACUCAUGUAUAUGAAGUUUGCCCUACUGGUUCACGGGAACAGAAAUUUCAGAAAGCCAAAGGAGAAUGGAAAUCGCUCUAUGCUUAUCAUGGCUCUAGAAUAGAUAACUUUUUUUCUAUUCUACAUAAUGGACUGGUUUCUAAUCUGAAUAAGACUUCUCUCUUUGGAACAGGGACAUAUUUGUCUAGUGAAUUGACUGUUGCUCUACAUUACAGUCCAGUAGGUUGGAGCUGGAAAAAAAGUCUACAUGGAAGCCAGAUAAGUUGUGUUGCUGUUUGUGAAAUGAUAGAUCACCCUGACUUAAAAUGCCAAACUAAAGGUGGGAAAAGCUCAUCUCGAAGUUAUUCAUCUGAUAGCCUUGCUGGUAAAGUCCCAGAGAAGUAUUAUUUAGUCCAAAAUGAUGACCUGGUCAGAGUCCGUUAUUUACUAGUGUACACUGAGAGUCCUGUCAAAAGAAAAACCUGUGUAAACCAUCCUCGAAGCUGGUGGCAUCAGCAUAAGUUCUUCAUCAUGAUGAUGAUUUACGGAGUAGCUCUUCUUGCUAUUGGUCUGGCAACGUCCAAACAAUUUCACCGUUUCUUACAGAAACUUUUUUUGUAGUUUUGUAGACAUGGUUUAAAUUUCAUAUUUUGUUUGUAUUUGUAAUGUGCAAAUAUAUACAGGGUAAAGGGGUUUCCAGGGAAAAAAUAUUAUAAAUGGAUUUAAAAGAAUUUAGUAUGACAUAUUUUUUGCCAUGUAAUAAUCUUAUGUGUAUACUAUUAAUGUUUUGUAAGUUUGAAAGGUUUACUUAAAUCUUGCAUUUUGUUAUAUUCUUCAUUUAUAUCAUACCAAAGCAUGCUGGGCCAGUCAUUGAAAACCAAAAUAAAGUUUUUCAACCAAA
Molecule: messenger RNA, 1436 nt
Organism: Limulus polyphemus (Atlantic horseshoe crab)
Lineage: Eukaryota; Metazoa; Arthropoda; Merostomata; Xiphosura; Limulidae
Gene: Parp16
Product: mono [ADP-ribose] polymerase PARP16-like
Exons: 7
Coding region: 176-1156 (326 amino acids)
Biological process (GO): endoplasmic reticulum unfolded protein response
Cellular component (GO): endoplasmic reticulum tubular network; membrane; nuclear envelope
Molecular function (GO): kinase binding; NAD+ poly-ADP-ribosyltransferase activity; protein serine/threonine kinase activator activity
Source: RefSeq, a predicted model, not a curated record